AUUUAAUUUCUCCGUAUAUAGAUCGUUAGUCAGAUUGCAACGUUUGCUCCGCAAAUACACACCCUCGAGGUCAGUGACCCUGUUUUGUCGUAUGGCUUGUGGAAUGAAACAGUUUUGAAUUCUGUCGUCUCCCUGCAGAAAUUAAAGAAGCUAUUACUAGCUUUCCAUGUUAUACCGUUGGAAGACGUGCUGAAGAUUGCCAAAUCCAUAGCCUCCCUGCGGAAAAUGACUGUCCAAUUCGUGAACCUAACACAGCCCCUCGAUCUGCCAGAAAUCAAACGCAGCCUUCGGAACCUCAGUGUGUUCGAGAUCAUUCCGUGUGGGCCCAGGUGGAUUAAAAUGCAACUUCUCCGAUACUGCAUUGAGAAUUUGCCGAAUUUGGAAAUUGUCGGAGGCGAUAUUACCAGGAUGGACCAAUACGACAUGCUGCACUCUGGCUGCGAUCUUAAAUUCUCACAAACGUCCAAACUGCGACACAUGUCCGUAAUUUUGAAUCACAGGGAAAUUCCUUUCACCGAUGGGGAUUUGCACCUUAAGUUCCCAAAUAUCACUCAUCUCAAGAUCAAAUGGAGUGAAUAUUGGACUCACGACGAGCGCGAAAUCAAUGCCAUGCUUCGUUUUUCGCAAGUUGAGUUCCUGAUUUUGGACAGUGUCCCGUCAGCGAAAGUUUUGAAACAGUUUCUGACCGCAUAUGGGAAAAAUUUGCUCACUCUGCAUCUGGAAAAUAACGUGGGGAUCCUGCAGACGUACGGAAGCAUUCUUCAUUCUUGUCUAAAACUGGAAAGACUUCAAUUGAGCCGAUUGGAACUUAACCGAAAUUUAGAGCUACUCCCAAUUAGCGCAGAAUUAAGAGUCUUGCAAGUGUACUUUCCAAAAACAAGCUGUGGAAAGCUGCUGUCAAGUAUUCUACCAUCAGCACCCAAAUUGGAAGAAGUUGACUUAUGGGGGGAAUUGAACGUCGAAGAUUUGGCAACAGCAUCGCGCCUGAUUGCAGAAAGGAAGAUUUUGCAGAACCUAAAGAGGUUGACCAUACGUUUUAACCUCGGCAACCACUACAGUUCAAAGGAAGACAAAAAUUCCUAUUGCGAAGCAGUGAACGAGUUGGUAAAAAAUUGCAUUGCAUUUCUACCAAAAUUAGAAGACGUCGGUUAUAAUGCGCCGUUUUGGGGUCAGGAAGAAGGCGAAGAGGUUCUGCAUAAAAUGCUUCGUCUCUUGGAUGAAAAUCGAAUUUUGUAA
Cloeon dipterum is the source of this 1236-nucleotide messenger RNA. RefSeq lists its product as uncharacterized. NCBI's taxonomy places the organism in Eukaryota, Metazoa, Arthropoda, Insecta, Ephemeroptera, Baetidae. The record is from RefSeq and is a predicted model, not a curated record. Bases 226 to 1236 code for a protein of 336 amino acids. The transcript has 3 exons.